AUGGAUGCUACUGUUGCAAUAGAUUUAACACCAGAACAAUUACAAGCAGGCUUAAUUGAUGGAACAUUGAAUAAAGUCGCGUUGGAAAAUCUGCUAACUGUCAACGUUCAUGAAAAUGAAAAUAUUGACGGAUUAGUUCAAUUUUUUCUGCAAUAUAUGCCCGGUAAUCGAACAAUGGAUGAAUUUACUCAACAAAUUCGGGAAUAUAAUAAUGCCCAAAUCUGCGGUCUCAUUUGGAAUGCUAAUGUUAUGGCAUAUAGAUGUAAAACGUGUUCGAUCUCGCCAUGUAUGAGUAUAUGUGCUCAAUGUUUUCAAAAUGGCAAUCAUGAAGGACAUAAUUACAAUAUGUUCAAAAGCCAAGCCGGUGGCGCGUGUGAUUGUGGAGAUUCGAGUGUCAUGCAUGAAUUCGGAUUUUGUCGUUUUCACGGUGAAAGUCGUCCUCACCCACAAGCAGUACCCCAUGACUUGAUUUGUUGUGCGGAAUUGCUUAUUCCACAUCUACUGAAAGUGUUCAUACGCGCUUUACGUAUGAGUGCUGUUAGCGGUGAUAUUGUAACAGAACAAAAAUUGUUGGAAAUAUUGAAUCAGUUAUCUAACAGUGGUUCGGCUUUACAAACUUGUAUAACAAAUUCCUUGACUGAUAGAAAACUAUAUGAUGAAUUUACUAGUGACCCAUCAAUCAAUAGACUUUAUCAUAUUGAAUUUCUCAAUGGGGAAUAUUCUAAUUUACCCACGACAUAUUUUCUUGAGACAUUAAUGGUUGAUUCUACAUCAGAUAGUUUGAUACCAUUUGAUACGAGUUUACGAACCAUGUUAGACGAAAUUAUGAUGUGGUGUGUGACAACACACUUGCCAGAAGAUCUCGUUCGGUUUUUACUUAGUUUAUUACCUGAUUUUAACUUCAAAUUAUCAUUUACAGAAACAUUUCUACGUUUCUACGGUGUUAUUUCUCAAUUACUAGUCGAAGAGUCUCAUUUAGAAACGAGCGAAAUACCAUCACGUCUUGUUCACAUUAGUGUUCAGCUGUUUUCUUCAAAUGUUAUUGCUGAUUACGUCAUGGACAAGUGUCAUCUCAUCGAAGUCAUUCUCUCCUGCAUCUGGCGAAUGUUUGUUCCUUCAACAGAUCAAGAUAAACAAGACGAUGAUGAUGAUGAUGAUGAAAGUAUACUCAAAGCGCAUCCGUUAGCAAUUACCAAUGAAGACACGCCGGUCGGAAUGGUCGUUGAUGUUGAACACCAAUUGAUUGUUAAGAAUGUCUACUGGCCAUUAUUGAGUGAUUUUGUCAAUAUCUUAUCUCAAGAGAAAGUCGUGUUAACCAUACUUGAGAACAAGAAGUAUUUCAAUUUCUGGUUACGAUUUCUCACAUUCUUUCAAGGUAUGAAUGUAAAUGAACGCAUCACCAGUCAUCAUAUUGAAUAUGAACCACAAGCAUACAUGUAUGCAUUUACCAUUGAACUUGAAAUCAGUGCUGCAGCGAUGUGGUGUUUCAUCAAUCAUCUAAAAGCAGAUUAUCCAGAAGAGAAACUUAUUGUAAUUAUCAAACAAAUUGUUAUGAGUAUUAACGAUUGGUUGGAAUCACUGAAUUUCCAAAUGGACAAUGCCGAUCAUUGGAAGUUAACAUUUCAUUUGCCGUUACAUCGUUAUUUAGCGAUGUUUGCUUACAAUGCCAUACAUAAAUUCAAUAUUGAUCCAGCUGCAUUCUUACCAACUGAUAAUCCAAACAUGCUUAUGAAUUUGAUGUUUCAUCCUCUGAGAACGAUUGCUGGAUAUUUUGAAGUUUUAUCCAAUAUGUGGCUACGCAAUGGUCAACAAGUGACUAUACAAGCAAAAACAUAUGCAAAAACAGCUUUCUCAGCAGCGAUGCAUGAUGCAGAUUUCUUUCUUUUACAAUUAAUUGCUUGUUAUCUCGAACCGAACUUAUUUAUAGAAACGGUCUUGAAGAAAUUCCAUUCAUGGCUAUUUGAUUCGACUGGAAGAUCUAGCCUUGAUCCAAAUCAUCAAAUAGCGAUGUUAGAAAGUGUGUUGAUCACCCUCUGUGCACUUGUUGGAUUUCAACCGAAUAACGCUAGUCGAGAUAGUCAGCAGAUUCGUACGGAAAUCAUUGGAAUAUUAUCUGUUGGCGAUCGGUUGUACAGUGAAGUGGAGGAAAAUGUACCUGAUCCAUCACCCUCAAGUGCUAAUCGAAAAGAAAUCGAAACUAUUCUAAAUGAAGUAUCUGAUUUUCAAACACCUUCCGUGGAAUUGCUGGGUCAUCUACAUCAAGGCAAAUACGCUAUCAAAGGUGUUUUAUUUCAAACAGAUUACGAUCCAUUGCACGUUAUCAUGCGAUCUACAAAACGUGCACAUUUUCAAAAUUCACUCGAACGUUUUACUAAAUAUGUAAAGCAUGAAAACUUGUUUAAAUCGGAUUAUCCCAUCUGGCCACCCUUUCGCAUGCCGAAAUAUUCUCACGCAUACAUAUCCAAAGUUCAACGUAUUUUACAAUCCAGUGUUUUACACCAUUUUCUGUUUUUAUGCCUAAAUGCCUAUUCAAAAGAUAAAACUGUAACAGAGAACAUUCUCUAUUUCACAAUUUACCUUCUGGAGUUAUCGUUAAUCAGCGCCGACAAAGCGUCAUCUGUGGUAGUCGAGACGAAUGCAGAAGAAAUUGGUGCAUUUAAAACCAACGAUAUCUUCCAAAAUCUUUGUACGCUAUUCUCCAUUGGAAAUGAAUCUGAAAGUAUUAUAACACUUCUUCUGAAGAUUCUUCAUAAGCAACGUUCAAAUGAUUUCCUUGAACUUAUUAAUACAAUUUCUGCUCGAUUAAAAGCAGCUAAUCAUAAUAAUUCAUCACGCAUUGGUGAUAGUUACUAUUUUCUCAGCAACGUUUUAUAUCUUGCUGCGCAAAUGAAUGCGCAAUGUCGUGUUGCCAUUGAACAAGAAAUCGAAAGAUUGAAAAGUCAAUACCAACAACAGCAAAAGCAACAACAACAGCAACCUACAACGACGAAAACAUCAGAUUUAACAGCAGAACAAAAGCGACAACGAGCAAAGAAUCGUCAACAGAAAUUACUUGCUGAAAUCGCUCAAUCACAAAAGAAAUUCAUCACUCAACAAAAUCCUGAUGAUCAAUCGAUGCACCUUGGCACUCCGCCAUCAUUAGGUUCGGAUCCCUUCUCGAUGGAUCAAGCCAUGACUACCGCUACAACUGCUUCGAACAUACCGGUUGCUUCCGAAUAUUCCGUUGAAUACGAAUGUUGUGUAUGCCGAUUGACUAAAAGCGAUGUUCAAUCACCGAUCGGUCUCAUUGGUACAACGUGUUUAUCUCUCUUGCCAAGUCUGGAAUUUGCACAGUUGGAUGAAUACGAACAGCAAAGAUUAUCGAUACCGUCGAAUAAAAUCACACUUGAAACCUAUUUACAUCUGACUAAACAGUGUCUGAUACAAAUCAGUGAACAUCCGUACAUUGCAAAUCAUUGUCAAAAUGAUCACUAUCUUCGAUCAUUGCGUAUUCAAUCGUGUGGUCAUUCGAUUCAUGUAGAUUGUCUUUCGUCCUAUCUGAAAGCACUACACCCAAAUCAAGGCGCUGCCGAAACAGCUUUGAAUGCAAUUCUUCCCGCAACGGUCAAUUUCCGUUGUCCGCUUUGCCGCCAAUCAGCUAACACACUGAUUCUAUUAUUCGAUCAUACGGACUACUCGAUUACACAUAAUCAUCAACAAACAGCAUCACCUGUUGAGCGACUUCAUCAAUCAAUGGUCAAUCCUUCGCGUCCGAAAUUGACUCGAGUUGCUGACGAAAGAUGUUUACUUGCAUUUCUCUCUGGUCUCGCAGCAAAAUGCAUCUCGUUCGAUCAGUUAUCUCCGGAUCGACCAUUGCUCUUGCCGAAUCAUCAAUCGACAAAACAACGUGCGGCUGAGUUCGAUUGUGGAACUUUGAGAGCUCAAUUGGUCCAUGAACAGAUGUUUUAUGAAAGUGCGAAUAAAAUUGAUCAAAAAUCCAUUCGCAAAUCAUUCUACAAAAUCCUUCAUGAGCUUCAUCAUCUCGGUUAUCCAUUUUAUCAUCAACAACUUUGGCAAGAAGUAACCGGUUUACUAUGCCCAAUAACUACAGCUGAUGUUUUCGAUCCACAACAGACGUUGCCACCCAUACUUCUACGUGAUCCUCUUACGAUAUUAUUUCAACUACUAAUGAGCACGCCAAUUCACAUAACUUCCGACGAGUUCGACGUCAUUGUUCAAAUUGUAUUUAACAUUGAAUUCUUUAAAAAUCUUCUUUCAAUCCUUAUUGAGCAACCUGUACCGGAAAGCAAAGAUUUUGAUUUCGAUGUUGAUGUGAAUUCAGUCAUAAAAUGCGUAGAACAAAGUCGACUCAAAGAACAAAUCACCUAUCAAAGAGCGAUAGACGAUCCAAUUGGAAAACAACUGAUGAACAAGUGUUUAGAUUUUCUCAAAACCAGUUCAUUGAUUAAAUAUCGAUUGUAUUCGAAAGAAAUGCCAUGGACAACUGGCGAAGAGCCAUCUCCGUUGGGAUUAGCUAGUUAUUUGAACUUGAACUUAAGCUUGAACGGUUUAGCGAUGCCACGUUGGUUUUGCUCAGAACCAAGAGCAGUAUUAUCGAAAUGGCUGGAAGACUUCCAGCUUACCGCCCAACGUUAUACAACUGCAGCAAAGAUCUUAUGUCUCGGACGUCCACAGUUUCAUCCGCCAGUGUUUGUUGAUAUUCCGUCGAAAUACGGUGAUCUAUUUCAUAUGUACAGUGAAUAUCAUUGUGAGCAUUGCAAUCGAACUUCUUCCGAUACCUUGCUGUGUCUCAUUUGCGGAGAAAUAUAUAUAAAACGUUGGUUUCCAGGCUGUUGUUCUCAACAACGACAGCGCUAUAAUCAACAUUUGGCAAGAUGCGCCCUGCCUUCUGCUGUCAUGCUUGAUGUUCAAACAACUUUAACAGUGAUAUGUUUGCCAACUUCGUAUGGCUAUUGGCAUUCGCUGUAUCUCGAUCAACAUGGAGAAGAAGACCCUAAAUUAAAACGAGGCAAAACUUUAUACUUGGAUCUCAAGCGUUUGGCUAUCCUUCGCACACUAUGGCUAACUGCUACAUUUGAUUAUCAAAUUCAAAAUUGGCUUUCGUAUAAUUCAUUACCAAUUGGCCAUCUGGAUGGACUUCUAUGA
This is a messenger RNA of Adineta ricciae, 5145 nucleotides long. The record is from the annotation of a GenBank genome assembly. Lineage: Eukaryota; Metazoa; Rotifera; Eurotatoria; Adinetida; Adinetidae.